Messenger RNA from Daldinia decipiens, 1695 nucleotides. RefSeq names its product carbonic anhydrase. The coding region runs from base 405 to 1328 and encodes 307 amino acids. The transcript is spliced from 2 exons. Lineage: Eukaryota; Fungi; Ascomycota; Sordariomycetes; Xylariales; Hypoxylaceae. Gene Ontology annotation, molecular function: zinc ion binding; carbonate dehydratase activity. The record is from RefSeq and is a predicted model, not a curated record.
AUAGGGUACCUUAGGCAGCACCGUGAAGUCCGGAUUCGAGUGAUGGGAUACUCGCUGUAGUUUCAGUAUCCAAGCCUACUAUCCUCGAUGUUGUUGCAAUGCUAAUAUCGACUACCCCUUUGAGGCCGAAGUUUCGGCCAAGGAAAUAAGCAGAGUAUUUUUAUUCAGUGGUUGCCAUCCUACUGAAUAUAUAUUGGGGCGAUGUUCAUCAUCCUUCAAAUGUGGCCGAGGUGGGAACCAGUCUUUCGGAAUUUUUCGCUCUUCUUUUUCUUUUCGCUUCGCUUCUUUACGAUAUAUCUUUGCUGCGCUCCGGGAGCCUUUUCGCAUUUUAAUAUUUUCUCUCGUUAAUUAUUUCAGUCUUUCAUUCUUACUCAAGAUAUUCGUUUCUCAGUUGUUUAGUCGAUAUGCCGUCAGUCAUUUCUCGAUUUUUCUUCCUAGCCGCGUCUGUGACGCCGGUAUUAGGGUUUUGCGGUUCCCACACACAUCUCGACCGAAGAGCAGAAGGAGAGGAGGUACCGAUCUCGACAUUUGGGUAUACCGGCUCGGUGGGACCUCUUCUCUGGACUCAGCUGGACACUGCUGCCAAUGAACUAUGCUCGACGGGCAGCAACCAGUCCCCAAUCAAUAUGGCCGAUGGACAAUUCACCCUCAUUCCGGCAUCCGACAUCGAGUUAACCGUUCCCGACGUUACAGAAGGUGCAACCUUUGAGAACCUCGGGUCAACAGUGGAAGUUGUCAUGAAAGAUGUCGGAGGGACGUUCGUCCUCGAGGGAAAGAAUUACACACUAGAGCAAUUCCAUUUCCAUCACCCCAGCGAGCAUCUUGACAAUGGUGUCAGCCUGCCGAUGGAAAUGCACAUGGUAUUCACCACGGAGGAGGAGGAAAUUGCCGUGAUCGGUAUCUACGUCGACAUUGUAGACUCCCCGACAGUUCUUCAACUUCAUCUCCACCCUCGAAGAUCCUCGUCGACUCUACUCGAAACCAUCUUCUCUUCUAUCGGAGAAAUUGCCACACCCGGUACCUCGACGAAGACUCAGCCUCUGGUUAUGUCGGAAUUGGUCACGCAGCUGCUGGCGGGUAGCUUCCAACGGUAUUCCGGCUCUCUCACGACCCCGCCCUGUUCCGAGGGUGUCGCCUGGUCUGUAGCGACCGAAAAGCUCCGGCUGUCUAAGACGACCUUCCAGGCAGUACGUGAUGUUGUUGGAUUCAACUCCCGCUACCCUCAGAACAACCUUGGCGAGGUGAACCUGCUUGCGACAGCCGCAACCGCUGCAGCUCCCUCUGCUCCCGGGAAUUCUACUGUAGCCCGGAGACGAUGGGUCAGGUAAUGGGAAGGGUCUUGGGGGGAUAGGUUUCAUCUCAUGGAAUUUCGGAUUGCAUUGUAAAGAUACUUGGCGAUACCCUUGAUUUUAAGAAGAUUCGCUUGGAUCUGUAUUAAAAUACACAAUAUAUAGGCUUGUAUAAAGGAUUAUAUGGAAAUGUAGUUGUAAAAGAGGACUGCAAAGAUGAGUAAUUUGAAGUUAACUAGACUUAAAAGUUGAAGGCGCUUGCUGUUAUAUUAAGCUCAAAAUUGGAAACUUGACACUCUAUAUUUGUAUGCGAGUCUGGCUUGGAUACCUAUUCUUGGUCUUCUUGGUCUUCUUGGCAGGCCAUCAAGGUAUAAUUGAAGUUGCCAAGGUGAAGGUGCUUCCGUGA